AGCUUUUGUGCUCCUGAGAAGUUGCUUGGCCUGCUGUGUUCAUCCAGCUCCACACUUUGUUAUCUUGGAUUCUCCAGCAUCUUGCAGUUCCCAUUAUCCCCUGUAUAACCUUACUUUGUCUUUCUGACCACCACACGAAGUAGUUUGUUUAGAAACAGCGCCGUAUGGGUUUUUUUCUCUCUGGCUAGAUGUGCGGGAAUGGAGACGUGGCGUCGAGCGGGACAGCUGCUGAGCGAGUCGUGGGCCGAAAUUAUUGGAUAAGAAAACACAGGCGACACGGUCGCCACCUGCAGCCUGCGGGCAAUGUCCCGGGCCCGCUGUAUUUUGUGGCCGUCAGAGGCAACGCCGAAUCCGAGAGACACACGCACUUGUUUGCAUGCGGCCGUAGUUUUUCAGUUCCUGUUUAAACACAGCAGCAAACAGCUUUAGUGAUGUGGUGAGAGCUGUUUAGCCCCAUUGGCAGCGCGGCUGGUGUUUGCGCGGUCGAUUCUGAUUUUUACAUAAAGUGCUACAAAGGCUGGACUGACCUUUUGCAAAAUUCACAUAAUAAAACAUUUCCAGCGCUGGUGCAAGCUUCAAGUCCUCUGAGUGAAAGGAGGGAGUGGUGAACACCAGGAUGCCUCAACUAACUGCAGCUGCUGCUUUGCAGAUUGGCUUAUUAAUAUCUGCACUUCCUGCACAGUAUAUUUUAUCUCGCUGGUCUGGCAGUGAUUCUGCUCAGCGCAUCCGGGCAUCAAGAAGGUUAAUCAAUAGCUGGAACCGCUUCAAAAACACUUAUUUAAAUGUACAAGCAUGGAAGGACUGGCUAAAAGAAUGGAGUUUAAAAGAAAGAUCUACCCAGCAUGAAGAUCCUCCUGGAGAGUCCCCAGCUAUGGAGGUAUUUCUAUUGAAUGAGAAUGAUGGAUACUUUGCAGACUCACCUGAGCCUCGCUCUCCCAGGCCACUGUCUGUCAAAUACAGAGUAGGACAAGUCUUCAGACACAGGCACGAUGGGUAUAUCGGUGUGAUUGUUGGCUGGGAUGAGAAAGCAAGAGCUCCGGAAGAAUGGCUUAACCAAAGAUAUCCUUCGGACAUGGAGAUUUUGAAAUAUACCCCCCAUUAUAAGGUUCUGAUUCACACAAAUGAUGGAAGAGAUUCAGAAACAGCCUAUGUUCCAGAGUUGGAUAUAGUUGUAUUAACUGGUGUACAGGUGUACCACCCGCUGUUAGUAUAUUAUUUCAGCAUGUUUGAUGGAGACCAGUACAUAAUGAUGCCAUGGCUGAUGCAAAUCUACCCACAUGACUGAAUGGUGACUAAUUAUAAAAUGAUGUAAGAAAUGUAUUUUGGACCAUAAUUUUUGUUUUGAAUCCUUUAAAUUGAUGAAGACCUCUAAAUGUGUAAUGUAUUUAGAGUAUAAUGCCAAAACUCUUUAAAGAAGAUGUAAAAAGUAUUGAUAUUAUCUACUGUCAUUUUUUGAUAAUUCUGGUUAAAAUAUGAAAUAACUGGCAGAUGAUUCAGUUAUUCUAUAAAAAUCAAAUGUAUAUUUUCUAUAUUUUUUGAGAUUAUUCAAUUCAUUUCUUCCUUGAACAGUGGCACAAUGUAUCAUAGGUUUCUUACCUACACACCCAUUUUCUCAAAUCUUGAUCAUUCACUGACCUUUUCCUGGCUUAUAGAAAGAAAAAUUAAAGGGAUAAGACAAUGUCUGACUCUCCAAUAGUAAUUUAUAACAUGUCCUUUCUAUUCCUAUAGCAACAGCACUAUGGUGUUGCUAAGUACAAAUUGAAACUUCCACUUUUCUGUACAUAAAUUGGAAUUGAUUUUUGAUUUUAACCUGCAAUACACUGAAAACUACAGGGUAGCUGCCUAGGCUUGUCUAUCUCCCUGAAUUAUAGCUGUGGAGUUUCUUUUAUUUCAACAUACCAGUUCACAAGCUUUUUCAUUCAGCAUAGCUUAGUAACAGAAUGAUUCACAUGUGAUCCAGUUCUGGGAGAGUUGAGUACCAGUAGGAGUGCUUUAGAAGGAGUUCCUGGUAAAAGGAAAUGUCAGCCAAGGUUCUUGCCUUUGACUGCUGGGAAGGGUAUUUCUAUUGAAGCUGAGCAUGGACAGGCUCGGCCUCCAAGAAAUAAUACUGAAUGAUACCCACUGGCCAUCUUUUUAAAUGAAGAUGGACCACCAUAGUAAGGCUCAUUAAAAUUAAUGGCAAGUGAUGGUGUUAAGACUGAAGGUUCUGUUCAUAUCACUAGAGAUCAAAUUUGUCCCUCCUUGAUUUAAUCUUCUAAUUUGGCUGCUCCAACAGACUAACCCAAACUUUUACCAUGUUUGAGCCAGCAAUAAGCUGCACACCCCACAUGCAAUCCAUUGCAAGUAUUUCCACCUCAGUAAUAUUCUCAACUGUAUCCAAACUUGAUAACUACUAUUACUAAACAUAACACGCCUUCUUUAUUUUCAGGCCUUUCUUUACCAGUACACCCCACAGAGGUAUCCUG
Messenger RNA from Stegostoma tigrinum, 2465 nucleotides. RefSeq lists its product as uncharacterized. The coding region runs from base 617 to 1285 and encodes 222 amino acids. The record is from RefSeq and is a predicted model, not a curated record. NCBI's taxonomy places the organism in Eukaryota, Metazoa, Chordata, Chondrichthyes, Orectolobiformes, Stegostomatidae. Gene Ontology annotation, molecular function: DNA binding. The transcript has 7 exons.